Molecule: messenger RNA, 420 nt
Organism: Blepharisma stoltei
Lineage: Eukaryota; Ciliophora; Heterotrichea; Heterotrichida; Blepharismidae
Source: the annotation of a GenBank genome assembly
AUGGACAUAACCCCAAGCUUAACUGCAGAAAAAGAACCCUUACUUAGCAAGAAGGCUUCAGUUUUUGAUGGUUUACAGAAUUAUAGACGAAGCUUUAGUGAACUAUUAAAGUCCCCAAUAGAUAUUUGGUACCUUUAUGCUUAUGAGCUUAUAGCAUACUGCUCUGCAACAAUGGUUGUCCUUAGCAUGUCACUAUAUUUUACAGAAAUCCUGAAAUUCAGUGACAUUAUGACUGGAAUUCUGAUUGCAGGGUUCGGAGUUUCCGGAGUUUUGGUUUCAAUUGGGUUUGGCCACUAUAUUGAUAGGCACGGAAUUAAAAAAUCCUUGUUUUUAUCCAACGUCUUUGGGAUCCUAAACUUCGUGCUGCUAUAUUUAUUUAAUAAUUCUUUAUUUUAUUGUGCAUAUGCUCCAUCUAGCUAG